Sardina pilchardus (European sardine) is the source of this 2451-nucleotide messenger RNA. RefSeq lists its product as uncharacterized. The transcript is spliced from 6 exons. The record is from RefSeq and is a predicted model, not a curated record. NCBI's taxonomy places the organism in Eukaryota, Metazoa, Chordata, Actinopteri, Clupeiformes, Clupeidae. Bases 124 to 2451 code for a protein of 775 amino acids.
CAGACACGGAGGCUUCACCCAGAUCACAGGUGAUUUCAUCAGAAGCCUGGUGUUUGCCCCACUGCCCCUCCUCCUUAGCCAUUGGUGGCUGUGCGGCUUCAUCCCUCUCCACACAUCUGCUCUAUGGAGCGCCGGCGGUCUAAGAGCCACGGCCUCCGAGGGAAGAAGGUGGAGUACGAGGACAUCACGGCGGGGGUUCAAGACCAUGUCCAGGCUGUUGCAGUAUCCGAGUCGGCCUCCGUGGCCCAGCCCACUGUCCAGUCCACGGAUGUCCCCUCUCCACCAAACCCCGUCUCCUUCCCUGAGAUGUCCAGGACGGGUCAAGAGGAGGGGGUCGAGCUCAAGUGUCGUCCAAGUGAAGUGGACGGCCGCUCAAAUCGGAGAUCGCCAGAUGUGCACAUCUUACGUGCCCUCCGCCAGAGUUCCAUCACCACGCUCUACAUGGCCUCUGACCCUCCAGACAGCCCCGACGCACAGCCUCAGCCAGCAGACAGCACAGGCCCUGUGGCCAUGGAGCCGCGCCCUGAGGAUGAGGAGAGGGAGGAAGAUGGGGUUGAGGAAGAAGAAGAUGAUGAUGAUGAUGAUGAUGAUGAGGUGGUGAUUAGAAGAGGGCGGCUGGGAGCUGUGGGGAGAGGGAGUAAGCAGAGGGUUCCACUGACUCCCCCGAGAAACCAGAGGGGUCAAGAACAAAAACAACAACAGCAACAACAACAACAACAACAACAACAACAACAACAACAUCACCACUAUCAUCAUCAGCAGCAACCACUACAACAAGAACACCAGCAUCAACAACUGCAACAAGAACACCAGCAUCAACAAUUGCAACAGAAAGAGCCAGAACCACAUCAGCAACAGCAACUAUUACAGCAGAAUCUGCACCAGGAGCUUCAACUUCAACUGCAGCAGCAACAGGGCUAUCAUCUUUUGCAAUUGCAGCAUCAGCAGCAACAACAAUUUCAUCAUCAUCAUCAUCAUCUGCAGCAGCAACAGCAGCACCAGCUACCGCUUCUGAUGCAACAUCCACAUCUCCAACACCAACACCAUCAGCAACAGCAACAUCUCCAUCAGCAACAACAGCAGCCACAGCAGAAUCACCAGCAACAGCAACAGCAGCAAAGACAACACCAACAUGGUCAACAGCAACAGCAGCAGAAUCACCAUCAACAGCAGCAAAGACAACACCAACAUGGUCAACAGCAACAGCAGCAGGCUGCAAAGUCUAGACCACCGAGGGACAAAGCAGCACGACAGAUCCAACAGACACAACAGGCGGCGUGUGAGCAGGCCGUCUUCGUGCCGCCACGCAGUCCCUUGGGCAUCUCGAGCACCCAGUCGGACAGCGCAAUCAGCGGGCAGGACAUCACCAGCGAACAGCGCCUGUUCUACGGAGCGCACAUCGGCAGUGAGACACGCAACGUGGAGUUCAAGAGAGGGGGAGGUGAGUACCUGCGUUCCACCUUCCGCUCACACCUGCGCCGCUAUGCGUGUGCCUUCCUGAACAGCGGCGGCGGGAUGCUGCUGGUUGGAGUGGACGACGAGGGCGUGGUGCGCGGCCUGCGCUGUGACCACCGGCAGGAGGACCGCGCCCGGCUGCUGGUGGACUCGGUGCUCAAGUUCUUCCAGCCGCCGCUGCUGCCCCACUGCUACAGCCUCAGCCUCCUACCCGUGGUGCGCCCGGGGCCAGAGGGCCUCCACCUCAAGGUGCUGCGCCUGGCGCUGCACCCCCCUCCGGCCCACACCCAGCUGGCGCUGUACCAGACGGACCUGGGCGAGGUGUACCUGCGGAGGGACGGCAGCGUGGAGGGACCCCUCUCGGCCAGCGCCAUCCAGGAGUGGGCCAGACAGCGUUGGAGCGGGGAGAUGAUGCGCCUGCAGCACUGCAUCCAGGUGCUGCUGACCGAACAGGGGCUCCUCCUCCAGGAGAUGCGGCAGCAGAGCCUGACCAUCGCCGCCCUGCAGCGGGCACAGAUGCCCCCUACAGAUGGCAUCACGACCGCCACCUCCGUCGCCUCAACUGCCCCUCCCUCGUCUGCUCUCACCUCCAUCACCCCGACCCCCCCGCCGCCAACAGCGCCCCGCCUGGAGGGCCUGCGAGACCGCCUGCUGAAGAGCAAACUCGGGCGCAGGGUCAGUCCGUCGCGGACCCCCCCUCACAGCCUCUCCGGCAGCCCAUCGCAGAGCGACACCCCCAUUCUGGUGCCCACCACACCAGCGGGCUCCCAGGACCACAUGGCGGACGAGUCGGUCAGCGAGGGGUCGGGGGGGUCGGGGGGGUCGGGGGGGUCCGGCGUGCAGCUGAGGGGCUGGUGGGUGCCUCAGGGCUGUGAGGGAACGUGGGGGGCCACGGAGGGUGGGGGGCCAGGGCCCCCGCAAUGCCAACGGGAAGCUGGCACAGAGCCGGAGGAGGGCACCCAGACGCCAGUCUCCACCGCCUGCACCAUCAUGUGA